Molecule: messenger RNA, 6483 nt
Organism: Nerophis lumbriciformis (worm pipefish)
Lineage: Eukaryota; Metazoa; Chordata; Actinopteri; Syngnathiformes; Syngnathidae
Product: C-myc promoter-binding protein-like
Biological process (GO): regulation of Rab protein signal transduction
Cellular component (GO): ESCRT I complex; cytoplasmic vesicle
Molecular function (GO): protein binding
Source: RefSeq, a predicted model, not a curated record
GCGACCAAACGCGGACACCCGGCUUGCGACGGUAACUGACAGGAAAGACGCUUUGGGACCGGACCACAAACGGUUACAUGUACGGGUAAUUGUGAUGAAACACACAAACAUGUCUGCCACAUAAAUAUAACAGCACCGGUGUAUAUGACACCAGAUGACGCCGCAACAGAAGGACUAAAAACACCGUUUUCAAGUGGGGCACCUAGCGGGAAUGGGAAAUGGAGGACAAAGGCCCUCGAGUAGCUGACUACUUUGUGGUGGCUGGACUGACGGAUUCAUCUAAGCCUUUGGACCGGGAAAUUCACUUUGACGAUGCCUGCCACAAAACUGCCAAGCCGAAGGCUCCCAUCACUGAUGUGGCCGUGGUGAUCCGCUCGAUGGGUGAUGAGGUUCCCCCAGGGUUCACAUGCAUUGAAACAACACCAAACGGACAUUUAGCUGAUCUCAAUAAUGGAGGGCUCAUGACACCUCAGAUUUUCUUGUGCUAUAGGCGAGGUUGUGACAAGCCACCACUCACUGACUUAAGUGUCCUUUAUGAGUGGAAGGAGCGACUGAAGCAGGGCUGCCAGCUUAUCCAGACCACACCCUCUGGUCGCCCAGCCAACAUCAGUGGAAACUCCUCCCAGCGUAUUUAUGUCACUUACCAACGGGCACCUGAGAGCCAACCACAUGCUGCUCUGGCUGUCACUGACAUCUGUAUCAUUGUCCCAAGCAAAGGAGAAGCCCCUCCCCACACCUUCUGCAAGGUGGACAAGAAUCUCAACAGCAGUAUGUGGGGAUCCUCUGUGUACUUGUGUUAUAAAAAGUCUGUGACCAAAACCAACUCCAUAGCAUAUAAAGCAGGACUAUUCUGCAGAUAUCCUAUAGAGAACUAUGAGUCUUUCCCACUGCCCGAAUCUGUUCCUCUCUUCUGCCUUCCCAUGGGGGCCACAAUUGAGUGUUGGCCAGUCAACACCAAAUACCCCCUGCCUGUUUUCUCUACUUUUGUCCUAACUGGAGCCUCUGGAGAGAAGGUGUACGGUGCUGCCAUACAGUUUUAUGAGCCCUACCCACAAGAGUGUCUGACUGAUCAACAGUGCUCCCAGCUGGGCCUUCUUAACUCAGAUCCCCAUAAAUCCUACCCCUGCAACAGCCCAGCUGAUGUCACAAACAACACAACUUCCACCACCUGCUCCGUUUACACCAACAAAUGCAUCUGCCUGCUUUCUCACUGGCCCUUCUUCGAUGCUUUUCGCAAGUUCCUCACCUUCCUGUAUCGCUAUUCCAUUUCUGGCCCGCAUGUCCUACCCAUUGAAAAGCACAUUUCUCAUUUCAUGCACAAAGUUCCUUUCCCUUCCUCUCAGAGGCCUCGCAUCCUGGUGCAGCUUUCCCCUCAUGACAGCCUUAUGUUGAGCCAGCCAGUGUCGUCUCCUUUACCACUCAGUGGUGGACGAUUUUCCACAUUGCUGCAGAAUCUUGGACCAGUGAAUGCUGUCACCCUUCUGGUGUUUGCUGUCACUGAACAGAAGAUUCUAGUUCAUUCAUUACGACCUGCCGUACUUACCAGCGUUACCGAAGCUUUGGUAUCUAUGAUCUUCCCCUUCCACUGGCCCUGUCCAUAUAUUCCUCUGUGCCCACUGGCACUGGCUGAUGUGUUGAGUGCCCCAUGCCCAUUCAUUGUAGGAGUGGACUCUCGCUACUUUGAACUUUAUGACCCUCCACCAGAUGUGAGCUGCGUAGACCUGGACACAAACACCAUAUUCCAUAAUGAAGAUAAGCGAGCCCUCACAUGGAAGAUCUUACCAAAGAAAGCUUGUAAAAUCUUAAUGAAUGUGCUGAACACGCUAUACCAGCAACUUGUUGAUGGUCAGUACCAGUCUGACACUUUGCCUGAGUUGACCAUUAGUGAUGUAUCAGAGUUGAGCUGUGGGAAGAGUCUCAAUACUGUGAAUCUGGAGAUCCAGGAAGCCUUUUUGCGCUUCAUGGCAGCCAUUUUAAAAGGCUACCGUUCCUUUCUGAGACCUAUCACCCAGGCACCAUCUGAGAAAGCAACAGAUGCCAGCUCACUUUUUGACUUGCAAGGGUUCUUGAAGAGUCGUGACCGCUCCCACCAAAAGUUCUACUCACUGAUGACCAAAACCCAGAUGUUUAUCCAUUUUAUUGAGGAGUGCUCUUUUGUUAGCGACAAAGACGCUAGUCUGGCCUUCUUCGACGAUUGUGUGGAAAAAUUGUACUGCUCAGAGCGGAGUGCUGAAAAAGGGAGCAAGGUAGAUGGUGAUAGGCCAGAUGAAGCAAGGUUUAUAGAGACUGAUGUCCAUCGUAGUGAGCACACAGUCUUCAUCACGCCUCCAGAGCUGCCCCUUCUGCCUGAUGAGGAAGCGUAUCCCUUAUCCUACAGGUAUGAUAUCUUCCCAGUGUUGAGUUUGGACUUGUUUGACCCAGUGGAGGGCCUUCAAACACCUUCCUCUCGCCUCAACGCCAGGCAUAGCUGCCCUACCAGCCCCGCCCCAAUGUUUAGGCGUAGCAAACAGGAGAUUAAAUCAGCCCAGAAAAUAGCCAAAAAAUACUCAUCCAUCCCCCAGCUUUGGUCCAUGUGCUUGCUGCGCCAUUGUUAUGGCCUCUGGUUUAUCUGUCUACCAGCAUAUGUGAAGGUUUGCCAUUCUAAAGUGCGAGCACUUCGUACUGCCUAUGAUGUCCUUCGUAAGAUGCAGGCCAAGAAGCUGCAACCACCUGAUGAGGUGUGUUACAGAGUGCUGAUGCAGCUUUGUGGACAAUAUGGUCAGCCAGUCCUUGCAGUCAGGGUCCUCUUUGAAAUGAAGAAAGCUGGAGUCCACCCAAAUGCAAUUACAUAUGGCUACUACAAUAAGGCAGUGCUGGAAAGCACUUGGCCGACCAGCACCAGAGGAGGAUACUUUCUGUGGAUGAAGCUGAGAAAUGUGGUUUUGGGUGUGGCUCAGUUUAAACAGUCACUGCGAAAACAUGCCCCUCUCACUCAGAGCCUGCUGUCAGACUGCAACGACCUGGACGUUGAUAGUCAUGGCAGCCUGGACAGCACAGCUGACGUCACCCUAACAGGGCAGGGUAGAGCAGCAGAUAUCACUGAUGAUGGAUCUAGCACAGGACAUCAGUCAGAUUUGGGUUAUAAUUCACUGUCCAAAGAGGAGGUUCGCAGGGGAGACGUCUGUGCACAGAACUCUAUCCGGGACAAGAUUGAUAAGGAAGAGAGUGACUGCAGCUCCUUAUCAGAAACGGAGAGCAUCAAGGGAAGUAAAGACUUUCUCCCUCAGUUGGACAUGGAGGUCAAUUCUUCCUUCCAUCCUCAUGGCAUUGUGUGCAGCAGCUCCCGCUACGACAAUUCAAAAUGCCGAGCUAAGACGUCUGCAAGUGCAGACCACGUUGCAGGUCUUCUCUUCACCUCUUCUCUGGGAGAGAUUGGUGAGAUCCAAACCAAUAUCUUGCUCAGGAAACACAAAAGUACCCUGGAAGAAGUGGUUGGCAGUGCCAACAGUGACUCGACUUUGGGUUGGCGACUACGUGGUGACAAAGUCUGUGGGAGUGGCACUACUGUUCUUGGUCUGGGUAUGAGCCAGGGAGAAACCGACCCAGACAAAAUUGCAGGACAUCUUGGCGCUGAUGUGAAAAUUCUCUGUAAUUCCAACUUUGGUAAGAGCAAGAGGCCUCGCUCACUGGCUCUGUGUGGGUUGGAGGAGGCUUCUGUAAGCAGAUGUCGUAAAGAUGGAGAUGAGCCGGAGAUGCAGGUUUCCAGUGAUGAAGACACAAACAAUCUAGAGAAUAUUUUUGAUUUGGAGGAUUUGGAUUUGGACAAGACUACCGCAAGCGAAGGAAUUACUUCUCAAAAAACCUGCAAAUCUCGCAAAAAUCCUAUUGAACGCAGCGCAAGCUACUGUGGUGUGAGCCCUUUGACAUCAAGACGAAGAGUGAAGCGCACAGGCAUUGAGACUGGCUAUGAUCCUCUCUCCUUGCUUUCAGCAGAGUCUCAUUCAGUGCAGCAAAAGGAGGAUCCAUGUCCAGAGGAGAUGGAUGCCAGCACACCCAUUGCCAACAGGAAUUUGGCAAGGGAGAUUGAGCUCUACAUGAAGCACAUUGGAAGCCCACUGAGUAGCCGAACACCAAGUAGGGACCUCCAGGACCCGUCCAGCCCGCUCAUCUUUCACCGCUCCACACCUCGUAGCGCUAGCUUACCCAAGAGCUCUGUCCUCAGGACUACGGGAGUGCCACAGUCAAGCACCUACCACCCUCCCUCGCCCUCUAAAUCCAUCACACAUCAGCGUAUGUGGUCGUCGCCAACUUCUCACAGCGAAAGCACCACCCCUAGCCCUUGUCCCAGCCCGCACCCCAGCCCCUACCGGGAUAAGACAAGCCAGAUGCACAUUGCAGCCACUUCACCAUCCUCAUCUUUUGUUCUGGACACACUAACACCAACAUUGGAUGUUUUCAAGACCAGCAUGUUCUCUGCAAGCAAAGGCGUGGCAGAGAAGGCUAGUCGUUGGUACUCACGUCUAUCCACGUACGCUACACCAACUAAGGACACUCAGAGUGACCAACCAAAUGUCUCCACGCUUGAUGUUGAGGAUCUAGAUAACUUCUCUGUGAAAGAUGAGGAACAAUCAAAAUAUUCCACAGUCUCCCCAAAAAAGAAUGGCCCUGUUGGUCCAACGGGAUCUCGAAAGAGCCCAAGACGUAGCCCCUUCCACAGCAGACUUUUGAACAGUCCCACUGCAGACUCCAGCCUCAGAAGACCCACAUCGCUGCUCCCUGGUUGUGGCCACCUCUCACCUCCUGGCUUCCUUCUGUCCGACAAGUCAGACUUAGGGUCCUCACGCUACACUAGCAACACCAGCAUCUUCAAUAACUGUGCAAUGGAGCUGUUAAUCUCAAGCUGUUCACGCUGUAAGACAUGUGACUGUCUGGUCUACGAUGAAGAAAUCAUGGCCGGCUGGACGGCGGAUGACUCUAAUCUAAACACUACGUGCCCCUUCUGUGGAAACCCCUUCCUGCCUUUUCUUAAUGUGGAGAUCAGGGACAUGAGAGGAACUGGCAGGCUGUUCCUAAAGGAAAGUCUGUCCGUGGAUGAGGCGCUGAGCUCAUCAUAUUCUACCUCAACAGGCUUUGACACAGGGACGUCCACCUUAUCCACCCCCUGUCCCACCACAGCCAUCUCCCCUCCUUCUCCUGUGAUAGCCGUCCAUGACUGUUCAAUGAGACCGAGAACUCGAUCCACCACAUCGCACGGUUUCAACAUCCCUACAGAGCGGCGACAAGGGGCUCGAUGUUUGGCAGCGCCCAUGGCACGAAGUGUUAGUGCCUUCGGCCCCCUGGAGGAAACUUCUCAGUGCAACCGCUUGUUGCCAAUCUCUGGCAGCCUACCCAGCCGACUUAAUGAACCCACUGAUCCGCUGAGUAUGGAAUGGCGUCUCCACAACCCUGAGCCAGUGACAGUUCCCUACUUGAGCCCACUGGUGUUGUGGAAGGAGCUGGAGAGCCUGCUGGAGAAUGAGGGAGACACAGUAAUUACAGAGUCUGACAUGGUGGACCACCAUCCUAUUAUCUACUGGAACUUGGUCUGGUACUUCAGGCGGCUGGGCCUACCAAGCAACCUGCCUGGACUCAUCCUAACCUCUGAGCACUGUAACACAGACUCCCAGGUUCCCCGUCAGUGGAUGUCAGAGGACAGUAAACACGUGUUGAUCCAGAUCCUGUGGGACAACCUAAAGCUGCAACAGGAUCCUGUUCAACCUUUUUACAUUCUGUGGAACACAUACAAUGUGGGCUACCCUGUGUCCCGAACCGUCCCAAAAGAAGAGAAGCCCUUCUCUGAGGAUCUGCUGCAGAGUGUCGUGAGGAGCAUCCAGAGGAAUGAUGUUAGCCGACCAAUGGCUCAUCUGCUGGAGAUACAGGCUCAGACAUUUGGACACAAAAGGCAAAGGAGUUUGUACAGAGACCUGCUCUUUCUCUCACUGGUGGCUCUGGGAAAAGACAACAUUGAUAUCGAUGCCUUUGACCGGGAGUACAAGCUAGCAUACAACCGCCUGUCACCCAGACUGGUAAAGCUGACCCGUAACUGUGACCGCCCUCCCAGCACGGGCGUCAUGGAGUGUCGCAGGACAUUUGGGGAGCCUUACCUGUAAAACUGCAGGUUAUGUUCACCCUUUGGCGGGCGCAUUGAGAGCUCAGGAAAGCGGGCAGCGCUGACUCAGCAUCGUUACAACCAUCGUGUAGCCCAACGUCUUCAUUUGAAUGUCUCCGUCUCCUCAAAAAGGCUGUAACUUACGAGAGAAAGAUAUUUUUAAGACAACAUUUUAAAAGAAAAGAUGGCAUGUUAGGGUUAUUUUUAUCCAUGCAAAGUAAGCUUUAUUAAUAAUAAUGUCACUUUUAAUCAGGGUUCGUUUCCACUAUUGAAUGUCAGCAGAGGUCAACAUUUGAUCUUGUUUUGUAUUUUUACUCAUAUCAGUAUUAACCAUUUAAAAGCACCCGACCCCUGUA